UUAGUAUUACUUAAUCAGCUCGCGAAGGCAGACGCUUAAGCUCGACAGCAGAAGAAAUAAAGUUUUAUUUUAUUAAGUUUAAAUUAAGUUCCAAACCCUUCCCCCUUAAACAGACUCCAUAAACAUGGCAAAAUUAAUAUCAUUUAUGAUUCUUUGUUGCAUCUCCACAUUCAUCGAUGCGCAGACGGUUACGAAGCAAUGUAGAGGUUUUAGAAAAUUAGACACAACCGAAGUAUCACUUAGCAACUGUCAAAAAGGAAUUUGCAAGUUCCCACGAGGCAAAACAGUGGAAGUUGUCCUUAAAUUUACACCAGACAGAGAAAUCAAAUCCCUCACAACAAACGUUGAAGCCAACAUCAACAACAUUCAACUUCCAUGGAUAGGUGUCGACGGCGCAAGUGCAUGCAACAGCAUCUUCAAUGAGAAUGGCGAAAAAGUCUCAUGUCCAUUGCAAGCAGGUCAACGAUAUGUUUAUAAAAAUAGAUUCGAUGUGUUGACAAUCUAUCCAAGAAUUCAAACAAUCGUCCACUGGGCAUUGAAAGCUGGUAGACACGAUCUCAUCUGCUUCGAAGUUCCAGUCAGAAUUGUUUGAAGGAACUUGAUUUAAUUUGAUUUAAAUUUAUUUUUAUGUGAUAAGAAAUUUGAUUUUAAUUUUUUUGUGUUCGUUGAGCAUAAAUUUCACUCAUUUGUAUUUUUUGGGGGCUGUUUAUAAAUGAUGGGUGGUAUUAAUGUGAAGUGAGGAGGUUCGGUGCCUGUUUGAAAUUCAAAAACAUCAAGGAAUAAGAGUUUGUGACUCAUAACUUUCAUUUUGAAGAUAUCCAUCAUUUACAAACAUCCCCCAUUCCACCCAUUUUUGUUUACCUUAAAAUAACAUGUGACAGUAUUUAAUUUGCAUCUUGAAUGAGUCAACACAAAAAAAAUAAAAAACUUAAUAGUUUGGUAAAUUUUAAAAAUAAACAUUUGUGAACCAGUUUCAUCUGUGUCUGAAUCUGA
Molecule: messenger RNA, 993 nt
Organism: Chironomus riparius
Lineage: Eukaryota; Metazoa; Arthropoda; Insecta; Diptera; Chironomidae
Source: the annotation of a GenBank genome assembly